Molecule: messenger RNA, 1353 nt
Organism: Ricinus communis (castor bean)
Lineage: Eukaryota; Viridiplantae; Streptophyta; Magnoliopsida; Malpighiales; Euphorbiaceae
Exons: 6
Coding region: 94-1125 (343 amino acids)
Source: RefSeq, a predicted model, not a curated record
UUUUGCACCGAAGCAAUAUUUUGAGAUUUUUCCCUAUUCCAUCCAGCAGCUGCUACAAAAUUCUUUGUUUCAAAACGGGAAAUAAAGGACACAAUGGCGUCCGUAGGUAAGGGUCUGAGUUUGAGAGCGCAUAAUAUAUUAAAGAAGUCAGCAGUUUUAUAUCACUACCCAUGUCCAGACGGUGCUUUUGCUGCUUUGGCAGCUCAUCUUUACUUCUCUGCAACUUCUCUUCCAGUCCUCUUCUUUCCCAACACUGUCUACAAUCCCAUCAAAUCAGACCACCUUCCACUCCAUGAAAUAAGUCACCUGUAUCUUCUUGAUUUUGCUGGGCCUUCUGGUUUUGUAGACUCAGUCUCCUCCAAAGUCGACAGUGUGAUUAUAUUGGAUCACCAUAAAACGGCAAUGGAGAUGUUAGGUGGUUGUGGCAGUAAUUUAAUUGUUAGUGGUAACGUAAGUAAAAUGAUAGAUAUGGAAAGAAGUGGUGCUACCAUUGCUUUUGAUUAUUUCAAGGAAAAGCUUUUAGAGUUAGAGACAACUGCUAACCUGAAUCGCUUUCUGAGUGAAUUUAAUCGUCUUAGGCCACUUUUUGAUUACAUAGAAGAUCGAGAUCUUUGGAGGUGGAGACUACCAAAUAGCAAAGCUUUUGGUAGUGGGUUGGAAGAUUUAAACUUUGAUUUUAAUGUCCUAUCAGAGCCUUCCUUGUUUGACCAGUUACUUUCUUUGGAUCUGGAGUCAGUCAUUAGUCAAGGGAUGGUGAGCUUAUCAGUCAAGCAAAAGUUGAUAGAUGAGACCCUGGAUCAGUCAUAUGAAAUUGCACUUGGAGGUGGAGCUUUUGGACAUUGCCUGGCUAUUAAAGCAGAUUCCGUGUCAGAAUUGAGGAGUGAUUUGGGGCACCAGUUGGCUACCAAAAGCCAUGAUCUAAAGUUGAGGGCAAUUGGAGCUGUUGUAUAUAGAGUUCCUGAGCUUGCGAAUGACCAGUUGUUGAAAAUUAGCUUGAGGAGUUUACCUGGUGAAGACACAACACACAUUUCCCAGGAAUAUGGUGGUGGUGGUCAUCAAAAUGCCAGUUCUUUCAUGAUAACUUUUGCAGAAUUUGAGAAAUGGAAAGUGGGUCAAAAUGCUUGAUGCAAUUUGUGGCUACCAGGUGCCAGAAUCUGCUUUCAGGACAAGUUUUGUUCUCUGCUCAUUAUCAAGAAUGUAUAUUUUAUGGUUAUCUGCUAUACUUUGUAUAACACUGAGGAAGUAUUCCAUUUAGGUAAGCCAACAGAUAUUCGAUAAUACGAUUAUUGGUAGGUGUUAUAUUAAUUUUUUAAAUUCUGUAUUUAAUAGAUUGAUUUUUAAGCCUUUUGUUAA